CGCGGGCCCCCACAGCGCGCCCAUUCCCGGACCCCCGCGCCCUCCUCCGCGCGCGCACACUCGCCGCCCCCACCCCUGGUCUGGCUGGGAACUUGAACCGGUCCAGCCUGUUUAAACGGAAAGGACAGAGAUCCUGUCUGUUCAAUGUAAAAAAAAAAAAAAAAAAAGAAAGAAAAGAAAAAGAAAAAAAGAAAAAAAAAUCAGAUCAGACCAGAGAGAGAGAGAGAGAGAGGAGAGAGAGAGGGGGAGAGAGAGGGAGAGAGAGGGGAGAGAGAGAGGAGAGGGAGGGAGGGAGAGAGAGAGGGGGGAGAGCAGAGAGAGAGCGCGAGCGCGAGAGAGCGAGAGGAGAAAGAGAGAGAGCAGAGAGCGAGCGGAGAGCGAGGUGUAGAGAAACCGAGGGGGAGAGAACCCGAGUGUGUGUAUGCGUGUGCGUGUGUGAGCGCGAGCGAGCGAGCGAGAGAGAGGAGCGAGAGAGUGCGAGCGAGAAAGAAUAAAAGGAAAGAAGAUUUUCUCUAUGUAUAUAAAGAUGGCCACGUUAGCAAACGGACAGGCUGACAACGCGAGCCUCAGUACCAACGGGCUCGGCAGCAGCCCGGGCAGUGCCGGGCACAUGAACGGAUUAAGCCACAGCCCGGGGAACCCGUCGACCAUUCCUAUGAAGGACCACGAUGCCAUCAAGCUGUUCAUUGGGCAGAUCCCCCGCAACCUGGAUGAGAAGGACCUCAAGCCCCUCUUCGAGGAGUUUGGCAAAAUCUACGAGCUUACGGUUCUGAAGGACAGGUUCACAGGCAUGCACAAAGGCUGCGCCUUCCUCACCUACUGCGAGCGUGAGUCAGCGCUGAAGGCCCAGAGCGCGCUGCACGAGCAGAAGACUCUGCCCGGGAUGAACCGGCCGAUCCAGGUGAAGCCUGCGGACAGCGAGAGCCGAGGAGGUAGUAGCUGCCUGCGCCAGCCCCCUUCACAAGAUAGAAAACUCUUCGUGGGCAUGCUCAACAAGCAACAGUCCGAGGACGACGUGCGCCGCCUUUUCGAGGCCUUUGGGAACAUCGAGGAGUGCACCAUCCUGCGCGGGCCCGACGGCAACAGCAAGGGGUGCGCCUUUGUGAAGUACUCCUCCCACGCCGAGGCACAGGCCGCCAUCAACGCGCUACACGGCAGCCAGACCAUGCCGGGAGCCUCGUCCAGUCUGGUGGUCAAGUUCGCCGACACCGACAAGGAGCGCACGAUGCGGCGAAUGCAGCAGAUGGCUGGCCAGAUGGGCAUGUUCAACCCCAUGGCCAUCCCGUUCGGGGCCUACGGCGCCUACGCUCAGCUGAUGCAGCAGCAAGCGGCCCUGAUGGCAUCAGUCGCGCAGGGCGGCUACCUGAACCCCAUGGCUGCCUUCGCUGCCGCCCAGAUGCAGCAGAUGGCGGCCCUCAACAUGAAUGGCCUGGCAGCCGCACCUAUGACCCCAACCUCAGGUGGCAGCACCCCUCCGGGCAUCACUGCACCAGCCGUGCCUAGCAUCCCAUCCCCCAUUGGGGUGAAUGGCUUCACCGGCCUCCCCCCACAGGCCAAUGGGCAACCUGCUGCGGAAGCUGUGUUCGCCAAUGGCAUCCACCCCUACCCAGCACAGAGCCCCACCGCCGCGGACCCCCUGCAGCAGGCCUACGCCGGAGUGCAGCAGUAUGCAGGUCCAGCCGCCUACCCUGCUGCCUAUGGUCAGAUAAGCCAGGCCUUUCCUCAGCCGCCUCCAAUGAUCCCCCAGCAGCAGAGAGAAGGGCCCGAGGGCUGUAACCUGUUCAUCUACCAUCUGCCCCAGGAGUUUGGGGACGCUGAGCUGAUGCAGAUGUUCCUCCCUUUCGGCCGGCACCCUGUGCCCGCGCGCUGCCAGGCCCCCUCCUGUCAGGGAGGACAGUGUCCAAUAAACUCCACCCGCAGGCUUCGUGAGCUUCGACAAUCCAGCCAGCGCGCAGACCGCCAUCCAGGCCAUGAACGGCUUCCAGAUCGGCAUGAAGAGGCUCAAGGUGCAGCUGAAGCGGCCCAAAGACGCCAAUCGCCCGUACUGAGCGCCGGCGGGAGCGUCCCCCGGGGGAGACCAGGACUCGCACAGGGCAGGAUGCUGAACGGGCUACAUUAAAAAACAAACCUCUCUCUAUAUAUAUUUAUAAAUGAGAACUGUUGGAUGACACCUUUGACAUAUCAGCCUAUAUCAAUCAAGCUGAAGACUCCAGACACUGUCUGUGUGACUGUAACAUUUCUUCAACGAAAGUAUAGCGUCUAUGGAGUUCAGAGGGCACGUGUUUGGGGGAAAAAUAUAUAUGACAUAAAGAAGAAGAAGAUGAAGAAAAAUGAGAAAAAAAAAACACACAAAAGGCAACUUUAAAACAAUCACGAGACCAGAUGGGGAGGCUGAAGGGCUGGGAACUGGGAGGAGACGCUGCUUACCGAUCCCGGGGCUUUUCCAGCCCACGGGCGCCUGAGGCAGGCUGGGGCAAGUGGUGCGUGGGGCCUGGUCCCCAAGGGGCGGCUGAGAGGCCGCCACUGAGCAUCUCUAUCUGUCAUUCCUUUAGCUAUUUAGGGACCAAAGGACCAAACUUUUUAUUGCAGAUGUGUAGCUCUAUGUCAAAUAGAGGGGGAAAGGAGGACCCCCUCCUUCCUGCCUCAUGGCUGUUCUUGAAACAGCUUAGAGCGAUUCUAUGAAAAAAUGUAACAAAAAAUUAAAAAAACAAAAAACAACAAAAAAACAACAAAAAAAGGAAAAAUAACGCUUCAAUGCUUUUAAAACAGCAAGAUAAUAGUUCUUUGAUACUUUGAGAGGCGCUUUGAUGACCCUCAUCCAAGUCUAUGACACUUUCCUAUGGUUUUCUGUAUUCUAUGUCUGGAUGGAGCUGUUAAAAGAUGAACAAAUUGGUGGAUAUUUGGGGAAAGCAACACAAAUCUUAAAACUCACCCGUGAAGUGUGAGAAAACAAGGAGGGGAACAAAUGGGACUUACCAAGCAAGGUCAUUGUUGUGAAAAGUCUGUAAAUGCUUCUAACUCUUCCCCCUCUUAAAAUCAUAAUAGUUGUACAGAAUUUUAAAAAGGAAAAGUUUAAAAUACCUAUAUAAUAGAAGAAAAAUUAGAGGAAAGCAAAAAAUAAAAAAAAAGGAAAAAAAAAACCUAUAGAAGUUAGCAUUACUGCUAAAAUCCCAGAUGUUGUAGGACUGUACUUUUGUAGAGUUUAGACAGAGCAUCAAUCCCUUCUCCCGGCGAGUGCUGUCGGAUGCCGUUGUCUCUGAGGGCCAGGCCGAACUCGCCCCACACCUGCGGGCGCCUGGCUGCCCGACGCCGGUGGAGGCCAUGCCAUCGGCCAGAAGGGUCGCGUCGCGUCGCCCAGGUCGCCGCCGCCGCCGUCCUCGCCUCUCGCUUCCCUCUGGGAGCUGCGUGCGCUUCACUCACCUUCCGCUUCACUCGCCUUCCACGCUUGCUCCAGAGACUUUCCGGGCAAGGGAGAACUGGGAACUUUCAUCUUAAAACAACUAGACAACACACACACACACACAAAACCUUAAAAAAGAGAGAGAAAAAUAAACAAUCUUUGAAGAAUUUCUGAAACUGUUUACAAGGAAUUUUGAAAAACAGGGAUGUUUAAAUGAUGCCGGCUCUGUUUUUCUGUAAAUAAAUUUGCAUAUUUUGUAGGACUUUUAAUUGUAAUGAUAGAGAAAAAAACAAGGAAAACUAUUUAAUGAAAGCACGAUAUUUAUCUUUGGUAAAUGACUUUAGAGCAGUUAAA
Molecule: messenger RNA, 3754 nt
Organism: Symphalangus syndactylus (siamang)
Lineage: Eukaryota; Metazoa; Chordata; Mammalia; Primates; Hylobatidae
Gene: CELF4
Product: CUGBP Elav-like family member 4
Cellular component (GO): ribonucleoprotein complex
Molecular function (GO): RNA binding
Source: RefSeq, a predicted model, not a curated record